UGAUACGACGAAAGAUUCGAGCUUCUUCUCGAAUAGAAGCCAGACGCCCUUCGUGUCGCGCACGGUCCCCUCUGACGAUGUCGUCGUAGUAUUUGCCAGUUUUCCCGGAUAGUGCCACGAAUAGCGUCACGUUUGUCGUAACCUCGAUACGUUUGUCGGGGCAGAGUGGCAGGCAUCGGCAAACAUAUGGUGCCGCCUUGUUUUCAAACUUCAGUCCCGCACGUUAUGAGCUGGCUGCCCCGUUUGGAUCGCCCCGAGAGCGAAAACCGGGGGGAGGAAAAAUGAUUGGGAAACAAACGACACCUUUCUGGAGCAGCGCUCGUAAUUGCAAAUUAAAAAGAAGAGGCUGGCCUUCGCCAGUUUUGUCUCCGCGUUUUCUUUCCUUUGAAAGACGGGCAAACUGGGAUAGAAAACGUAGAAACGAAGGGAGAAGGAAGGAACGCGCGAAGAGAAGAAAAGAAAGGUGGCGGGAGGGGGCGGGGUGGUGGUGAAUCAAAGCGAGAAUGGGUCAGAGAGAGAGAGAGAGAGAGAGAGAGAGAGGGGUUCGGGAGCGAUACAGCUGGGGUGUGAGGAAGGAGAGGGUGAAGGGACGGGGUGUAUCGAAGGGUGAAGUUGCGCGGAAUGGAAAGCGGAUAAAAGAGACAGGAGCGAAGCGAUGCGCGCAGGCGUGAAACGAACGCGGUGAAUGCUCGGCAUCCGCGUGGCGCGAGUUAGAAGUUGGCUUCGCACUUUUAGUCUCGGCUCGCGCCCCUCGUCUCGUUCAUCCUCGUUCAUCCUCGUUCAUCCGUCUUCGUAGAGGAACGAAGGGGCGAGGAACAGAAGAGUCGCCGCCGAGGAAUCGAGUCCCGUCUUGGCCGAGCUUCCGAGUCGUCGUCGAGUUCCGGAAGGCAAGGGGGAAAGAAAAGAAAAGAAGAGGAAAGGAAGAAGACGUCGCACGAUGGAGCGUGUCGAUGUUCCAAUUGGUAUUGGCCGUCCUCGUGGUUCGAUGUUUGGCACGAGACGCGUCCUUUCGUAGCAUCGGUGGAGCACUUUUCGAUGGAAAGCGCCCCCGGAACGAGAGAAAAUGUCAGAGAAGUGUGCGAAGAUCGGCGAGCCGCAGGUACAACGAGCGGGAAACGACGGUAACUUCGAGGAAAAGAUAGGGAGGAAGAAAAGUACCGCGCAACGACGAUGGCGUAUCCUUGCCAAGGCGUUGAUCGGCCCGCAGGAACCGAUCUCGAUGGACACGGAAGACGAGAUCUCGGUUCGCCGUUUCACCAGUUUCAAUUUGUUGAGAGUCGACCGCGUAGAGAGCAACACCGCGGACCCGGACGCCGCGGCUUGGUACGAAUAUUCGAUCGUCUUAGACAAUAAGCUGUUCACCGUGGAGAUCCGUCGAUUGAAGAAGAAUUUCACGGCGAACGAGCUGAUCGGUUUCAACAAUACCGGCAACAUCUGCGUCUGGCCGUCAGAGGAAUGUUUGGCUUAUUAUUUGUUGAAAAACCGGCAGCUGUGUCGGAACCGAAGGGUCCUUGAACUUGGUGGCGGUAUGAGCUGUUUGGCAGGGAUGAUGGUCGCCAAGUACUGCGACCCGAAGGAAAUCGCGCUGACAGAUGGCAACGUGACCAGCGUGAGUAAUGUACGACGAAUCAUAGCUAGAAACGGCAUGACCGAUUUCGUGGAUUGCGGCGUGGUUCAGUGGGCCAAAGCGGCCAGGGCGAUCAGAGCAGCUAGAUCGGUCAGGAUGUUCGUACACCCGCACCCCAACGGCCUUCGGAUCAAGAGCUGGACUGGCGGCGCCAAGGACGUUGCGAAAUUUGCUGAAAAGCUAUACGAUGUGAUCCUGUGCGCGGACUGUCUCUUCUUCGACGAGGCUCGGUCAGACUUGGUGGAAACGAUCUACGGCUGGCUGGCGAACGACGGCCUCGCCUUGGUGAUGGCGCCAAAACGAGGAUCGACAUUUGAGCAAUUCACCGAGGCGGUGGUGAAACGAGGUUUCGUCGCGCGGCGAAUAGACCGUUACGACGGGACGAUUUGGUCGAGGCAUCUGGAGUUGUUGGAGCACAGCCAGGAGUAUUGUCCAGAUCUCCAUUAUCCGAUCCUUCUGGAGCUGACCAAGCAAAAGAAAACGUCGCCCGGAUGAUACGACCGUGUCGAUCGUUGUGCAGCUCGCCAACGAGUUCGCCAUCCAGAUCCAGAUUCAGAAAGUUCCUCCCUCCACCCUCUUUUUACCACGAUUCAGGGCCAUUCCCUUGUUCCAUUCCGUUACUAGCUCUCCCUCCCACUAGCUUAGCUCUUUCGUCCACGGAUUUUUACCUCGUUUCCCUUCGCUUGUGUUUCUCAAACGCGAUCCGAUUUUUCGAACAUCUGCAAGUAGCUAGCAAUCUAUGGACUACUACGUUCACAUGAAAUCGUACGAUCGAGCAUAAUCGAGAAUCAAUCGUCGGAUCGUUCGAAAAACGAUUAAACGCUAAAUUUGUAUUUCUACUAGUGAUCGAUAGCCACCGGUUGAUGAUUGUUUCUUUUUUUUUUCUUUUCCUUUUUUUCGUUAUACGACACGCGUUACCCGAACGAAUUGUAAACGAUAGUAUUUCAAGUACCUGAUGUUAGAUUGAUAGAUGUGAAAAAUGGCAAUCACGAUCCUCGUAACUGCAGCCUGACGGUUUUAUCGUUCCGAAAAUAGAAAAGAAAUUGGCAUUCGCGUGCGUCUAGCGUGCAUUAUAGGGAUCGUCACGCUUGUGAAGGAAAUGUUAAGAAAGGCUAAGGUAAAGGCGACGUCGUACAUACAUGUACACAAGGUUGUUUAUAACUGCUGGUACAAUUGGGUACAAAGGACGAUUCUACGAGGAAAUAACAGCUCGUAAAAAGGAAUUUAUUCAUUUGGUAUUUCGUUUUCGAGAGAAUCAAUUUGUCAGGUGUAUACUUGAAUUUGGAUAAUUGCAGGCAGAAAUGGAUAAUCAAUAUUCUAAAUUCUCCUUGUAACUUACAACCGAGUCGUUUAAUGCUGUAACUGAAACAAAUAAAUUUCUAGAUAUUGGAGAAUGAGAUGAAAGUUCUGUAAAAUGACUAUAAUUGCACAGAUUACAACGAAGAUUAAUAUUUCGGAACGUUCAAAAUAUUUUUCCAUUUUUCCAUUAGUUCGAUUAAUAGUACACGUGUACUCCGAAUUUAACUUUCUAAACUAUAUUCUAUCUUGUAUUUUUCACUUAUUUUCGCAAUUAUUUACACCUAUCCAGCUAGCCAAACAUAAUUAACCAAAUUCAAACAUACGUGACAAAUUUUCAAGCUCGAGUUUCUCCAGGACCCGAUAAAUAAAAUUUUGUCCUUCCUCUUUUACUUGUUUCUUCGUAUCGAAUCGAUACACAAUUGUGUUAUCAGUCGUGCGUGUAUAGUAUAUCCAAUAACUAUUAUUUCGUUCCUCCUCUCGUUAAACUUUAAGAAAUCAAUUCUUCCUGAAAAUGGCACGUAGUGUCGGAGUACGCAACGGAUCGAUCUUUGAAGAGACCUCGAAUUUUGUUUCAUGCUGCGAUGACGAAUAAGCGUGACGAAUAAAUUGAGGCUAACGACCAACGUCAAUCGUGAAUGCUUUUCAUCGUUUAUACAUAACAUCCGAAUUUCGAUCUAGCUUUCAAUCGAGGGUCCAAAGCGCGUUGAUAGAAAACAAAAAUCGCUAGUACACGAUCCUUCCACGUGACAAAGACGAAAGAACCAUGUUUUACACGGAACCAUGUAUGUAUAGUGAAUUCGUAUAUAGUACGUAUAUUGUUGCGCGUUUCGGCACUUAAAAUCGUAUUUUUUUAAAAAUAAACGAUUCGAAAGCAAACGAACUUUCAGAUUGAUCCGAUCGAGUGAUAUACGUGUGUACAAUGAUACGCGAAAAUAUUCGUCUUCUGAAAGUGAACGUCAUAUCUGUAUUGUGUGAAACAUUUUGAAAAUUUCGAUUAACACUGUCACGAUAACCGAUCAUUAUGAUUAUAUUGGUUAUUAUUUUCUGUUAUUAUUUUAAUAUUAUAAUUAUAUUAAAUUUCCAACGAUUCUGCAAACAUACACAAAAAUUACAACAUGUUUACUAUCGUGCAUAAAUAAUAGGGCACAUAUAGUAUAAUUCUAACAAAGUUGACACUUUUGUCUUGUUAAGAUUAACCAACAUUCCUCCUACCAUUAGUUUUCUAUAAUUUUACUAUAACUGAUAAUGAGAUCAAAUACUCUGCUAAAUUUCAUCCAAAAGAAAGAAUAUUACAUACCUGUUCCACAGAAGUUCUAUAGUCAUUUCUAACAAAUAACUAACACUCCAUAAAAUUUACAGAAAACUUUCUCAACGUGAUUAAAGACAUUUCAAUCUUUCUAAUAUCACACACAUUGUAUAUCACACGUACUUAAAGUUAAUUAAGUUUUAAUUAUUACUUUUUUAUUUAUAGUACUUGCUAUUGAUUGUUUUAUUCAUUUGAAUUGCAUUUUAUAUACAUAUUUGCAAUACUUACACGAUAUACUGCAGAAUGUAGAAAUCAUAAAAGUAAAUAGCCAUAAUUCUUACAUGAAUAAAUCUCAAUAUUCAGUGGAGAUACUCGUUAACAUGGCUAAUCAUCCUGCAUAGUAAUCUUUGACAAAAUAUAUCUCAUGUGUACAACUCUUCUGUACAUUUCCAGAUUGGCUCCAAAUUUUACUAAUAUAAUCAUGACACUUGUGCCUCGUUGACAGUGUCAAUAAAAUGUCAAAAUGUUUCAUUGAACAGUAUAUGAUAAGUGUAUGAAUACAUUUGUGUUGUCACUGUAUAUAAAUGUCAGUUCAAACCACGCGAUUCGUACUUAUAUCAAUAUACGCGUGGAUAUUUAUUCGUUUAUACGUUUAUAUACUUCCUUGUUUGUCUGUUUGUUUGUUCAUCUUUUUAUUUUAUUUAUUCGUUGGUUUCCUUUCGUUAUGUUACUCGAAUGAAGAUCCCUUUGAAAUGUAGCACAAUCCUCUUCUUUCCUCUCUCUUUCCCUUUCUUCGCCCUUCUUCUAUUUUUCAUUUUCAUUAUAAACCAAAUUACUAGUUGAAAAAUUACCACGAAGGACCAAUCUAGUUCAACAUAGUGGAAACUACCUUUCCAUUGUUACGUGUCUAUCCUUACGUAUCCUUACGGAGAUAACAAAUAUUUGCACGUUUACGUACGUGCGUAUGCGUGUGAGAGACAUGUAAGGAAAUAUAUCGCAAAUAAAAUAUUUUCACU
This is a messenger RNA of Frieseomelitta varia, 5188 nucleotides long. Its product is annotated as calmodulin-lysine N-methyltransferase. Lineage: Eukaryota; Metazoa; Arthropoda; Insecta; Hymenoptera; Apidae. The coding region runs from base 1064 to 2122 and encodes 352 amino acids. The transcript has 2 exons. Gene Ontology annotation, molecular function: calmodulin-lysine N-methyltransferase activity. Gene Ontology annotation, cellular component: cytoplasm. The record is from RefSeq and is a predicted model, not a curated record.